Dipodomys ordii (Ord's kangaroo rat) is the source of this 2329-nucleotide messenger RNA. It is a transcript of the gene Leng9, whose product is annotated as leukocyte receptor cluster (LRC) member 9. The transcript has a single exon. The record is from RefSeq and is a predicted model, not a curated record. The coding region runs from base 90 to 1448 and encodes 452 amino acids. NCBI's taxonomy places the organism in Eukaryota, Metazoa, Chordata, Mammalia, Rodentia, Heteromyidae.
UGCUGUGUCCAGCGCAGCCCACCCCCAGGGUGCUGCUGGACCGGGCGGGGCGGCAGUCUAGUCUCGUCCCGGAGCUGCCCUUAGCACCCAUGGCAGCCGAGCAACCGGAGCUGCCGUCAGAGGUUCCCUCCUCGGAGCCCGCGGCCCCGCCGGCCAGCCGCUUGGGCGCCUGCUGCCGCCAGCCCCAUCCUGGGGCCGGCGGCGGGGCGCAGCCCGAGGUGGGGGCCAAAAAGCCGCCGCUGCGCACAGCCGCGGCCGUCAUCCAGCGCAUCCGCUGGGACCCGCGCCUGGACCCCGCUGACUUCUCGGUGGGCUACGCGGACCGCUUCCUGGGGGUGUGCGAGGAGCCCUUCAGCGCCUUCUGCUGGGACGAGCCGCUGGCGGCGCUCGGGCCUGGCGUCCUGGCCGUGCCGCAGCACCGAGUUCGCUACUUCCGCUUCCGCGGCCGCCUGGUGUGGGACCGCGCCUCGCGCACCGACCUGGUCUUCGGCUCGGGCUCGGUCGGUGGCCGGGGACCCACCAUCCUGGACGUGCUGGAUGCCAACGAGGACGCGCCCGCCCAUGAGAACACGCUGGGCGCCGAUGAGGACGUGCCCACCCAUGAGAACACGCUACGCGCCGACGAGGAUGGGCCCACCCAUAUGAGCGCGCUGGGUGCCAGCGAGGAUGCGCGGCUGGACCCCGAGGACGCACACAGGGCAGAGGCGGCCAUGGAGCAUCCGGAAGACCAAGCUGACCAGACCAGGCUUGGCGAAUUGGGCUUGGAGGAGCUUGGGGAACAGGAAGCUGCCAACCCCGGAGAGCAGGCGGUGUCUUUGGAUGCUCAGUGGGGUGCGGCGGCAGCGAGCUGGCCCCGACGCCAGCCCCGGCCCACCCACUUCGUGGCCCUGCUGGUGACCGAGCCCGGACUUCGGGCAGCCAUAUGCGAGGCCCAGGCGCGGCUGGUAAGGGCCGCCCCAGCCUGCGCCGCCUUCCUGGUGCCCUUGCACGCCCUGCACCUGACGCUGGCCCUCCUGCGGUUGGCGGGGCCUGGGGAGGAGGCGGCCACUGUCCUGGCCCUGCGGAGGGCCCUGGAGACCCCAGGGCUCGGUGCACCCCGCUGGCUGCGAUUCAGGGAGCUAGUCCUCCUGAACCCCCACGUAUUCUGCGCGCUCCCACACCCCACACUAGUGGACACAGCCAGGGCCCUGAGCCACCGGCUGGAGGCUGAGGGGCUGCGGGUGGUGUGGCCUCUCGAGGGGCUCCACCCGCACCUCACCGUGGCCAAGGUGCCCCGCGGGGUCCCCACCCGCCUCCCAGAGCCUGAGGCCGACCUGGAUGUGGAGCUGGGGAGCCAACCCCUGGGAAGCCUCUGGCUGUGCCGCGUGGGGCGGGCGGGGGGCACCUUCCAGCUUCUGGCCGAGGUUCCCCUGGGCUCAUGGCCCAGAGCGGAGCGCAGAUGCACCUGAGCACAAAGGACAGUGCUUUGUUUUUUUUUUCUCUCUCUCUCUCUAAUUUUGGUUUGUCUCAAGCUUCCAGAAUGGUGCUCAGUGCUCCAAGGAAAGAAUGAAGGAAGGGGAAGGGAGAGGCGGGCGGGAGGGGAGGCAGAGAAGGGAAGCAGCCCGACAGUCCAGCUGUGUGCGAACUCAUAGCGCGUCCUCCCCUUACAUGGCAGGAGGGGGGGGGCGGAAAAGAAAAAGGGGGAAGAAGAAAAUAUAACUUAAAUAAACACACAUACAAAGAAAAGAGAAGGAAACAUGACGUGAGCUGGUGAUCCAUGGAGGCAGGGAGGGAGGGUGGGAGGAGGGUAACCAUUUUACCUGUGCUGAGCCAGGGAAAGCAGGGAGAGGGAGGAGGGGAGGGGAAAAAAAAUCAGAAGAAACAUUGGGGUAGAGGGGAGAGGGACAUGGAGACAACUUAAUACAACUUGAGACGAGGCGGCCCGGCCGGCAAGGUCCCGCGAUGGGUGGCCUCGGAGUCCUCAGGGCUGGGUGGUGCGCUGGUCUGGUGGGGAUGGUGCUGGUGCUGGUGCUGUUGGCAUUUCUGGGGUGGGAGACCAAGGAUGGGACAUAGUCUCUAAGCCGCUCCCCUCACCCCAAACACUGAGGCCCCGAGGCUGGGCAACAAGAGUCUCUGAAGAGGCGGACAAGGCAGCGGGCAUGGCUGGCUGGUGCCCACUGCGGCGGGUGCGGGCGGACGGCCUGUCUUCUUUCCACUGGCCCCCCAGCAUGGGAUGGGCCGGGGCGCGGGUCGGGUGCCGGAGUACAAGCUCGAGAGAGAGAGAGAAAAAACACUGAGACAGCAUUAGUGUGAGGUGAGAGGUGGGCACAGAGCCUGCAGCCCCCACCCC